Molecule: messenger RNA, 1112 nt
Organism: Racocetra persica
Lineage: Eukaryota; Fungi; Glomeromycota; Glomeromycetes; Diversisporales; Gigasporaceae
Source: the annotation of a GenBank genome assembly
AACCAGCUGUGAAAAAACAAUUGGAACGCGAUCGGCCAAAAACUCUAGUAGUGUCACCACUGGCGACACCACUACCGACACCUACUAAAACUCGUCCAACAACACCUGUACCUCCACGAGGACGUACCAGAUCAUCGAGUGUGGGUAAAUCAAAAGGACCUCCAUCCACAGGAUAUAGUGUAGAUGAUAUUCAUUCAUUACAUCCUGAAUCACCUUCGAAAAAAUGCAUCGAAACUUACACCUCAAAACCUUUCUCAUAUGCUAACUUAUUGAGCCCAAAAUUAACACCAAUAAAACGUGGUUCAUCAAAUCAAGCACCUUCUACUCCAAGAACUCCACCUACUCCAAAAACUCCACCUACUCCAAAACCUCCACGAAAAUUGACGAUUAUUGAACAAUUACAACAUAGCGAGUGGUCGACACGUAUUGAAGGCUUACUAGUUGUAGCACAAUUAAUAGUAAAACGAUCGUUGGAAUCAUCAUCUGCGAAACAAAAAUCACUACUUCCACCUGAUGAAGAGUUAAGUUCAGUUUUGAUCAACUUCCUGAACGAUCCAGACCAAAAAGUAAUUGAAAAGUUUAUGGAUCCAAAUAUCUUUGUUGAGCUAGCAAAAGUUAUACAGCUAGAACAUUUUAUACCAAAACUUAUUUUAAGUGUUAAUGAUGAGAACAAGCCGGAACAAUCUCAAAUAAUUCAAUCAUAUUUUCCUGGGUUGAAAUCAGGGAUUGGUAGUAAUAAAGCAUUAGCAGCUCUUAAUAAGUGUUUGUUGUUAUUAAAUAACUCUGGAACUUCGCAAAAAAAGUCUGCUUCAUUUACUCAACCUCAAAAGCGUAAGAUCAUUAAUGGAAUUCUUAUUUGGUUAAAUGAGAUUACCGUGCCUAAAUUGGAAGAAGUUGAAAACAAUGGGACACUAAGUGGUUAUCUAGGUGAUGUGGAAAAAUAUAAACUCCUUGCAAAUCGCCUUAUUCCUAUGGUAUCCAUGAUGAAAAAUACUUCUGAAAACUAUAAACCGCUUAGUGAUUUAUUGAUUAAUAUGCAUAAAUUAAAUCCAGACCUUUUUGAAACAGUUUUAUUUACUUUUGAUAAUAAAAUUAUUGAUGCUGUUGGCAAU